AGGAAAAUUAUCUCCAAGACUCCCUCCCUUCCACCGUGAAACUGAAAACCAUCUCUAGAUUGGGGUCUCACGAACCAAAGCAUACACGUCUUUUCGAUUUGCAGGUCGGCCGGCGUCUCAAUUCCGUCUUUCUCAGUUUCCGGCGCCGGUGUGCCAUUUCUGUAAUCGUAGAAAAAUAUAUACACACACACAAAUUUCAUACGAUGCGAGAAACCCUAGCGUCAACGUCGUCUUCGUCGUCGUCGACCAAUGUUAUUCCACCGGCUGAAUCAGCUUGGGUUAAUACAUACGAAAGAUUAUCACCUCGUUGGCAAUCCGUCGCCCUUCCUCCUCAGUCUGCAAUUCCAAUUGUGAUAUCCAGAGUUAACCAGGUCGAUGCUGGGAGGCUUGAUGUUGAAAUGUCAGCCAUGUUGAAAGAGCAAUUGGUUAAGGUUUUCUCUGUAAUGAAGCCAGGAUUGUUAUUUCAGUACGAAGCUGAACUUGAUGCUUUCCUCGAGUUUCUCAUCUGGAGGUUUUCCAUUUGGGUUGAUAAACCUACUCCUGGAAAUGCUCUCAUGAAUCUGCGAUAUAGAGAUGAACGUGCUGUGGAAACGAGAGGAAAGAUUAGAACAGGCUUGGAGGGACCUGGGCUCACCAUUGCUCAGAAAUUAUGGUAUUGUAUUGCUACAGUUGGUGGCCAGUAUAUCUGGACUCGUCUACAGUCUUUUUCUGCCUUUCGUCGUUGGGGUGAAUCGGAACAGAGGUCUGUGGCUAAUCGAGCUUGGUUUAUAAUACAACGUAUUGAAGGAUUUUAUAAAGCUGCAUCUUUCACCAAUUUGCUUAUAUUUCUUUACACUGGGAGGUACAGGAAUCUUAUUGAGCGAGCUCUACGAGCCAGACUCGUUUAUGGGAGCCCUCAUAUGAACCGUGCUGUUAGCUUCGAAUACAUGAAUCGUCAGUUAGUCUGGAAUGAAUUCUCGGAAAUGUUGCUGCUACUGCUUCCUAUUCUGAAUUCGUCUUCCAUCAAGAGUCUUUUUCGUCCAUUUUCCAAGGAUAAGUCUUCAGGUUCUGCCGGGGAUGAAACACUGUGCCCAAUCUGUCAGGCCAAUCCAACGAUCGCAUAUGUAGCUCUUCCUUGCCAGCAUAGGUAUUGUUAUUACUGUCUUAGAACACGAUGUGCUUCAACUACAUCGUUCCGGUGCUCGAGAUGUAACGAAGCGGUUGUUGCUAUGCAACAACAGAGUUCCAUCAACACCUAAUGAACAUAGUCCAAGGAGGUUCAUCUACAGAUUUGUUAGAACAAACAACAAAGAGAAAGAAUCAAGGAAUUAAUGUCCCCUUGAGAAAGCAAAUAUAAUUUGCUACAUUCAGUGUGCACAUUCUUUACAUAAUGGACAAUUAAGUUCAAUGAUAGCUAGUAUUUGCUCUAUAUAAAUAUUACACCUUUUGUCUAAAAAUAAGCUAUUUUAGUUUGUU
Cynara cardunculus var. scolymus (artichoke) is the source of this 1455-nucleotide messenger RNA. Its product is annotated as peroxisome biogenesis protein 2-like. The transcript has 8 exons. NCBI's taxonomy places the organism in Eukaryota, Viridiplantae, Streptophyta, Magnoliopsida, Asterales, Asteraceae. Bases 204 to 1238 code for a protein of 344 amino acids. Gene Ontology annotation, biological process: protein import into peroxisome matrix. Gene Ontology annotation, molecular function: zinc ion binding. The record is from RefSeq and is a predicted model, not a curated record. Gene Ontology annotation, cellular component: peroxisomal membrane.